Molecule: messenger RNA, 2175 nt
Organism: Coniophora puteana RWD-64-598 SS2
Lineage: Eukaryota; Fungi; Basidiomycota; Agaricomycetes; Boletales; Coniophoraceae
Product: urea transporter
Exons: 13
Coding region: 58-2175 (705 amino acids)
Biological process (GO): urea transmembrane transport
Cellular component (GO): plasma membrane
Molecular function (GO): urea transmembrane transporter activity
Source: RefSeq, a predicted model, not a curated record
GUUUGGGCCCAACUCAAUCACUGUUCGGGCCCCCACGGUUCGUUGAUAUAAACGACGAUGAGCAACGUCGCAGAGCACAGUGUUCGCGCGGUCAUGUCUUCCGCAGAGGUCCUCCCGCAGGGGGCUGGCUAUGGUGUUGUGAUCGGCAUUGGUCUCUUCUUCAGCGCCUUCAUGGUGCUCCUAACAGCAAUCCAAGCCCGCUACACCGGAUACUCCCCAAAGAACUCUGAGGAAUUCACCUCCGCGUCUCGAAGCGUCAAGCCAGGGCUGAUCGCGUCAGGAAUCGUCUCUGCAUGGACAUGGGCUGCAACGCUGCUUCAAUCGAGCGCGGUGGGCUACCGAUACGGCAUCUCGGGUCCAUGGUGGUACGCGUCUGGCGCGACCGUGCAAGUCCUUCUCUUCGCCCAGCUCGCCGCCAAACUCAAGAUGAACGCCCCGUACGCUCACACGUGGCUCGAGAUCGUCGGCGCGCGCUGGGGCACUGCGGCGCACCUUAUCCUCAUGUUCUUCGGUCUCGCGACGAACCUCAUCGUCUCGUCCAUGCUAGUGCUUGGCGGCUCGGCGACGGUGACGGACCUCACGGGCAUGAGUACGAUUGCUGCAUGCUUCUUGAUCCCUCUUGGAGUGGCAAUAUAUGUCGUUGUUGGAGGGAUGCGGUCUACAUUGCUUUGCGACUAUACGCACACUACUGUGCUCUUCGCCAUCAUAUUCACCUUCGCAUUUACCGUGUACGCGACCUCGGACUAUAUCGGCUCCAUAUCCAAGAUGCACUCCCUCCUGCAGGAAGCUACCGCCAUCUCACCCGUCUCAGGCAACGCUGGCGGGUCUUACCUUACCAUGCGUUCCAAGAACGGCCUAAUCUUCGGCGUCAUCAACCUCAUCGGCAACUUCGCAACUGUAUUUCAGGACCAAGCGUAUUGGCAGCGCGCCAUCGCUAGUCGCCCUGCGACGACUGUGAAGGCGUACUUGCUUGGGGGUAUUGCAUGGUUCGCAAUUCCCUUCUGCUUCGCGACGACACUUGGUCUGGCUGCGGUUGCCCUCUCCGUUGUACCAUCUCCCACCUCUCCGACCGCGAACGCGACAGCCGCCGGCUUCCAGGCGCUCCUCCCUCCUCUCACGAACGACCAGAUCUCGGAAGGCCUCCCAGCGUCCGUAGCUGCCGCUGGCCUCCUCGGUCAGAGCGGCGCGGCAGCCCUGCUUGUUCUGCUCUUCCUGGCUGUGACCAGUGCGACAAGUGCCGAGCUUAUCGCUGUGUCUGCAAUUUUAACUUAUGACGUUUACCUGAGAUACAUCCAUCCAGAUGCUACGGAGCAGCAGAUCAUGCGAGUCAGCCACGCUGGCGUCGUGUUUUUUGCCCUUGUCAUGGCCCUUGCUGGCAUAAUAUUCUAUUACAUCGGGGUCUCCAUGGGUUGGCUCUAUACCUUCAUGGGUGUCAUUCUCGGCUCGGCGGUCGUGCCCAUCGCGCUGUGCAUCACCUGGCGCAAGGCAAACAAGUAUGGCUGCAUUGGCGGUGCGGUGGUCGGGUUCGCGGCUGGUAUUGCUGCGUGGCUUGGUGUGACGUCAAGUCUGAACGAUGGCGUUAUCAACGUUACCACCAGCGGAGGUAACUACGAAAUGUUAGCUGGUAACCUCGCGUCUAUUGGUGCGGGAGGGUUGAUCGCCACUGUUGUCUCGUGUAUCUGGCCCGAUGUCUACGACUUCGCUGGCACACGCGCUAUCAACGCCCCCACCCACAAGCGGGACGCGAAGACGAGCGACGAUAUGGAUGCAGACAUGUCAGAAAAGAAAUCACCAAGGACGCCAGAGGCAUCUGUAUCUGUCGAGGAGGUACAACCGCUAGCAGAAGACGAAGAACUCGACUUGGAUAGACUGAAGAGCGCUUUCAAGCUCGCCGCUCAGGCGUCUGUCGUCUUGACGCUGGUGCUUCUCAUUAUCAUUCCACUACCUCUCUUCUUUGCACAAACCGUGUAUGAAGUCAAAGGUUUCUCGGCGUGGGUUGGCAUUGGUAUUGGGUGGGCGUUUUGCUCCGCGUUCGCUGUCGUACUAUACCCGUUAUACGAGAGUCGAACCGCUUUGGGCAUGAUUGGGAGGGGUAUCAUCAAGGACAUAUUUGCGAGGGGAAGCGGGAAGUUUGCUGCACCAUCACAUUCGAUUGAAGGUGACUCAGAUGCGUAG